GCCUGACCGCAGCAGGCGCCGGUGAAAGACGCAAAUUCUCAACCAAGGCAUGUAAUCACCGCCCUGUGAUAGCAGAUCCGAGCAACCUAGGCAUUUGGAACUAUUCAAUGAUCAUUGUGUUUGUUUGAACGGAUCCACGGCGUGACCGCGGCCAGAUGACUAGACCAAUGGCAAUUGCAUUAAUGCUUUUACUAGAACGCUCUCACGUCGCGGUAUACCAUCCGAGCUUUUAGCGCCUGUCGCACAGCAGCCCAGUUGCACUGCCUUCCUGGCCUUUAUAAGACCUCGAGAUUGUUACUUCUCGGUAAACCAUAUACCAUCACCACAGAUGUUAUUCACCCAGUCGAAUGCGCAACGCAAGUUCAUGGAUCUCAUAUUCGAGAGAACCACGAAGUAUCCGAACUGGGACCCACCCGCAGAGAUUACAGUUGGGUCAUUCGGAAAGAUCGAUAAAGUCACGGGCAAUUUUAUCCCCAAAGGUUCCAUCUACUCCAACGAUUUCCAAACGCUUCUCCGCCGUGUAGGCAUCGACCCCGAGUCUGAAGGUGUGCCUGGGAUUGCUACAGCUACUAUCAAAGGAACAUGGCAGUUCAGAAGGGGAACCACUGGCGCUCUCUUGAUCAUGAAUAAACCUCGGAUAAAAACCAUCACUCCAGACGUUCUUGGGAAGCUCUCCAGCAUUGAGUUCCUCAAGUCAGUUCAUCUCGUUACCAAGGUUUUUUAUUGUCCUGCCUACACCUUGUACCUCUCAGAUAAAAGCGGAGAAAAUAUCAACAUUGCUCUGUUAUCUUCCGUCCCCGUUGUAGCGCCCCUGGGCACUGUUGGUGCGACGGCCGGGGUGAAAUGGUGGAGUGACGCACAAGCUGGAUUGACACGCAGUGGGAGCAUGCCGGACCAUUGCUUCACUCCUUUGUAUGAACUUAAGCAUCCCAGGUAUUCCCGCGCUAGUAGGCGGUCAUCAAUAUCCCCCGAACGCACAGGCGAAGAUUUAUGGGUUACCCCACACCUCCCGUGGGCGUCUCUUGAUGAGGAUGGUCAAGAGCCGCCGGUGUUCAUCGACAAUAAUCCGGAUUCCAGUGACUCUGAGGAUUGGUAACAAUGCCUAGAUACCAACUCGUUUUCUAUGCUACAGAUAUUGACAUGUUUGUGCUGGUAUUCAUGAUGAGCUUGCAUGAUAUAUCUGUAGCACCAACAACAAGCGUUGUAGCUGACUCUCAUUCGCAUCACACACGAUACCUUGGAAUACUCACGAUAUCAAAUCAAGAAAGAGACAGGGAAUUUCUAUAUUUA
This is a messenger RNA of Suillus discolor, 1290 nucleotides long. RefSeq lists its product as uncharacterized. The transcript is spliced from 6 exons. The record is from RefSeq and is a predicted model, not a curated record. Lineage: Eukaryota; Fungi; Basidiomycota; Agaricomycetes; Boletales; Suillaceae. The coding region runs from base 329 to 1096 and encodes 255 amino acids.